GGAUCCUUAAUCAGCUGAUAUGUGAACUAUGUGAUCUAAGAUCAUCUAAGAUGAUAGUUUCCGAACAACACUAGAUAAUAUUUGUUGCAAAUUAAAAAUUAUAAAACAAGAAAAAGUCUUCAAAAUUAAGAAAAAUAAGUUAAUUGUAUUGAGCAAAAUGGAAUUAAUGGAGUUUACAGACCCCAAAUGUAUACCGGAUAUAAUUCAUAGUUACCCACUAACAAUAAGAGAAAAUGCUGUACCAAUUGUAAUCGAUAAUGGAUCAUACAUAUGUAGAGCCGGAUGGUCAGUCUACGAAGCACCUUUACUCCAAUUCAAGAAUUUAAUUGCAAAGCCCCGUAAAGAAAGACUGAAGAAGGAUACUAGUGAAAAUUCUCAAAUCCCUCAGCUACAAAUUGGAAAUGAUAUAAUCAAUAUCGAGGCUGUUAGGUUUCAACUGAAAACUCAGUUUGAUCGAAAUGUUGUUACUCAUUUUGAGGCACAAGAACACUUGUUUGAUUAUACUUUUUCACAUCUGGGAAUAGAUACAGAUAACUCUGUUAACCAUCCAUUAGUUUUAACAGAAGCAUUUUUGAAUCCAAAUACUUCACGUCAAUUGAUGUCAGAGUUAUUAUUUGAGUGUUAUGAAAUUCCUGGUUUAUCAUAUGGUGUAGAUUCACUUUUUUCAUACCACUAUGCUCAAGUAAAGCCUCUGGAAAAUGCCUUGAUAGUAAAUUUGGGAUACCAAACUUGUCAUGUAAUUCCUAUUAUCAAUAAUCAAACAAUUUUUGAAAACACUAGGAGAUUAAACAUUGGCGGAUGGAAUGUAGUUACAUUUUUGCAUAGAAUUUUGCAAUUGAAGUAUCCUGCUCAUGCCACAGCUAUUACUUUGAGUAGAGCUGAGGAAUUACUGCAUUCUAUUUGUGCUGUAUCACUGGACUAUACAGAAGAAUUAACUAAAUGGACAAAUCAUGAAUAUUAUGAAAAAAAUAUUAAAAGAAUUCAACUCCCAUAUAGUAUUAUCACCAAUAAUGCAUUAACAUUAGAACAACAAAAAGAGCGAAAACGUGAGCUGGCCAGACGGUUAACAGAAAUAAAUGCAAGGAAGCGAGAAGAACGGCUUGCUGAAGAUCAAGAUAAAUUGAAACAGUUCUUAGAACUCCAAGAGAUUAUUGAUUUUGGGGCUGAAAAGGAGGAAGUUGAUCAGAUAUUGUCUGAAUAUGAAUUAAAAAGCGUACAAGAUUUGCAAAAAACAGUUGCAAAUUUGAACGCAAGAAUUGAGAAAACUAAACAAAAAAUAUUAGCUUCAACUAAUAUAGAUGAUAUUGAAGAACCACCUAUUAAGCAAGCCAAGAAUUCAAAAAUGGUGUUUGAGAAUGACAGUGCAUUACAUUCCUUCUUGGAUAAUGUUAAAAAAAUGAGACAAGAUAUUAUUAACAAAAAACUUACACGUAAACAACGUAAACAAGAUAUAUUCAAAAGAAGAACUGCAGCAGGUCAAGAGAGAAUGAGAAUAAUAUCUCAGUUGGCACGAAAAGAAAAAGGAAAUGAUGAUUUUGGAUUAAGAGAUGAGGAUUGGGAUAUUUAUAAGACUAUUAGCAAAGAUGGGGGAGAUUCUGACAGCGAGGCAGAAAAUGAAAAGCUUCUGGAACUAGAAGAAGUUAUAAGAGCACAUGAACCAUCACAAUUUGAAGAAGGUGUAAAUGUGGACGAAAUGCAUCAGCUCCAUGUUGGUAUUGAGCGUUUUAGAGCUCCAGAACUCAUAUUUAAACCAUAUAUGUCAGGUUCGGGAGAAGCUGGUCUCUCUGAAAUUAUUGGUUAUGUUUUAUCUUUGUUCAACGAAGAAGAUCAAUUGAAAUUAGCAGCUAACGUUAUUAUCACUGGUGGUUUAGGUUCUCUGAAAGGUUUCAAAGAACGUAUUUUAAACGAUUUAAUUUCGAUAAGGCCUUUCAAGUCCGAGGUUAAUGUUAAUAUUAUGGAAAAUUGUAGUUUGACUGCUUGGUAUGGUGCCAAGGAAUUUGCAAUGAGAGGCGAUUACACAAAGAAUUUAUUGACUAAAUCCAUGUAUGAGGAAUGUGGUCCAGAAUAUUUCAAAACCCAUAAAGCAUCAAAUAGAUAUUAUCCUACACCAAAAGAAAUUACCGUUGAUGUUGAUUGUUAAUGAUUCAACUGUUGUUUAUUAUAUCAGUGUCAUCAAUUUCAUUGUAUACAUGUUAGAUUUUAAAUAAAAAAAUACAUUUGUCUCUUAAAUUAA
Diorhabda carinulata is the source of this 2233-nucleotide messenger RNA. It is a transcript of the gene Arp5, whose product is annotated as actin-related protein 5. The coding region runs from base 158 to 2140 and encodes 660 amino acids. Gene Ontology annotation, biological process: regulation of DNA-templated transcription. The record is from RefSeq and is a predicted model, not a curated record. The transcript is spliced from 6 exons. Lineage: Eukaryota; Metazoa; Arthropoda; Insecta; Coleoptera; Chrysomelidae. Gene Ontology annotation, cellular component: cytoplasm; Ino80 complex.